AAACACACCCACGCACUGACUGUCUCUCUCUCUCUGUAAAUCUCUGAAACUCUCCUUCUAUCGUACAAAUGACGAUUCUAUUUGAAAGCGCCAGCACCUCCGCUCUCUCCCUCAGAAUCUUACUGAUUUCCACCACCGUAAUCUCCGCCGCAGUGAUGCUAAAGAUCUCCGCUCCGGUUAUCACUGAUUUCGCAGUCAGCGACGUUCCAUCCAUCUGGAACGCCGUCGUUUCUUGGCUCCGUCCUCCGUAUCUCUACCUCGUCAUCAAUUGCAUCAUCAUCACCAUUGUCGCCUCCUCCAAGCUCCAGUCCAAGCUCGAUGACCACGUGUCAGCUCCUCCGCCUGAUACGCAUGUCCAAGCUCUGCCUCAGGUGCGAGAAAUUCAACCGCCUGCCACCGUGUUCUCCGAUCUAGUGCCGAGCUUCAGCGACGUCGUUUUGAAUAACCAGACCGCGAGUACAAGGCCGGAAGUUUUCUCCUAUGAAUUCAAGGUCGAAAGUGCACCGUACGGACGAGCAGAUUCUGUGACUCCACAGACGGAAUCGAUUUUCACAGUGACUUCAUCUGCGUUUCCGGAAGAAGAAGAAGCAAAGAAGGAGAAAGAAGAAGAAGAGUUUGUGAUCUCGAGAUCGUCGUGGACGCCUUUGACGAGGCAAGAGUCAUCGGAUUAUUCAGUUUCAACUGAGAAGCCACCGGCUUCUUCCAGAUUCAGUCACCGCAAAAACGCUAAAUCCACUCCUGACGGUGGGAAAGGCGCAUUGGCGGUGUCGAAGCCGAAACGGCAGGACACGCUGGAGAGCACGUGGAAGACGAUAACGGAAGGGCGUGCGAUGCCGUUGACGAGGCACUUGAGGAAGUCGGACACGUGGGAGACCCACGGCGGACGCAGCCAUUUGCGGCAGGAGAAAAUGGCAAAAUCUGAGACAUUCAAUGACCGCUCAACCGCCGCCGGCAAGUCGACGUCACCGAGUCCGUUGUCCGCCAGGUCAGCGAAACUCAGGAAGGAGCCGUCGCUGGGUCAGGACGAGCUGAACCGGCGAGUGGAGGCGUUCAUAAAGAAGUUCAACGAGGAAAUGAGGAUGCAGAGGCAGGAAUCGCUGAACCAAUACAAGGAGAUGAUUAACCGAAGGGUAUAUUAAUCCGGUGGUUUUUUUAAGAAUGCUAAAUCGUCAACGUUGUUGGUGAUGAUGCCCAGUUAGACUGGUUUUCUUGUAGAAAAUGCAGUCGAAAUUUUCUUCAACCAACCCUAGUUUACUGCUUCCUUUUUAUGUUCUUUACUUCUUUAUGUAUUAAUUACUUCUAUGUAAAAUGAAAACGACAAAUGGGAGAGGAAAAUAGUCAGCUAUAUAAAAAUGUUUUUUUUUGGGGUUUUAAUCCAUAACAA
Molecule: messenger RNA, 1384 nt
Organism: Ipomoea triloba (trilobed morning glory)
Lineage: Eukaryota; Viridiplantae; Streptophyta; Magnoliopsida; Solanales; Convolvulaceae
Exons: 2
Coding region: 69-1139 (356 amino acids)
Source: RefSeq, a predicted model, not a curated record